Messenger RNA from Centropristis striata (black sea bass), 3798 nucleotides. RefSeq names its product transmembrane protein 268 (gene tmem268). Lineage: Eukaryota; Metazoa; Chordata; Actinopteri; Perciformes; Serranidae. The record is from RefSeq and is a predicted model, not a curated record. Bases 201 to 1265 code for a protein of 354 amino acids. The transcript has 9 exons.
GAUAAACUGGUGAGGCACAUCUGAGCGUGAAGGUGCCAAACACUACAGUUUGUACGUGAAGUAAGACGUAUUGUUGCUUUCAAGGGAUCCACUACAUGUCUGGAAAUGUUACGACAGGCCUGAGAAAGGGAAAACAACCAUCACAUGUUUGUUGACAUGAUGGACUUUCAUCUCAAAAGCAGGUCGUGGUUUCCUCUGAGAUGAUGGAGGACAAGGACAGACUUUGUCCUGGGAUGGAGGAGAGUGAGGUGGACGUACAGACCGUACAAACCAAAGCUCAACCACAGCAGGCCAACAACAACAGACCCAACUGGUCCAAUGGUCAGUGUGUUGUGGCGGUGCCAAGCUAUUCGGCGCUGAACCCGAGCUUUGAUCUGUCUCUGUGUCGAGCCAAACUGGAGAAUGACGGCUUUCAGAUUCCAGUCGGAGACAUGGAGACUCCACUCAAGGCAGCUCUGGACGUUCCCUCAGUCAGGAGAUACAUGGUUUUCAACUCCGCAAUCUUCCAUUUUAUAAUGGCACCGGUGCUGUAUGUGGUGGUGUGGUGCGCCGUGUUCUCCACCCUCCACCUCUACAUCACCGUCAGCGACUACUGGGUCCUCUGCCUCUCUGUCAGCAUGGUCUCCAUCUUCCUCACCACGGCCAUCAUCUUCAUCCUCCACCACAGUAACAAGGAGAUCAACAUGAACAUAGACGUUCGGUUAAUCCAGGUGAAUGAGAGGAUGGUGAAACACAAGCUGCUGGUGGCCGUGGCCGACUGGGUGCAGUCCUGCACCGGACACAUGCAGCUGCACUUUGUGUACUGGGACAUGUCCCGCUGUCUGAGGGCACUGACUGAAACUUUAGAGGAGCGCAGCUUUGUGGCAAGCGAGACCCAGAAAAAAAUGAAGAAGAAAAUGUUACAUCUCGUCCUCGUGACAGAGGACACGGCUGUUGACCCCGAGGCCGGAGGGUUAGAUGUGGAUCAGGACUCGGACGAACAGAGGCCUCUGCUGAGACAUGAGGACACGGGUUGCAGUACGGCAUCCAACCAGCGGGAGGGCGCCAAAGUCACCACCAACAUCAGCCUCAUCCCUGAUGCAUCGUUACCUGCUCAGGCUCAAGCCUACCAGCUUCUGAUGACCUACAGUGCAGCUUAUGUGAAGCUGCUGGUGUCUGAGAGGCUGUCAGGACCGUCACAUUACCGCCUCCGCUCCCAGAGGAAUCACUGCACCACCGCCCCUCUCUGCCUCUGCCAGUACAUCACAAAGAAGAUCAUUCAAUAACAGAACCGGUGACAAACCAGGAACCUGGUGGACUAAACUCCCUUUAAAUAUAAAAAACUUUUGCUUUGCACCCAUGCUCUUGAACAAACUGAGAUAAAGUGUCUCCUCUGGAGCAAACACGAAUUAUGCUGUUUUGAUCAAAUGAACUAACCUGUCCGGAGCUUCACCCUCUUGAUUUCUCUGUUUUUGAGUCUCUGGUCUGCAGCUUGUCUUCACGCCAGCUCUAUGUUUGCACCACCUGGACAGUCCCAACAAUUUCUGCACCAUGCCAAACGCUGUCUGAUCCGGCUGCUGUAAAACAAUAUUUGCACUCCUGUACACAUGACAAUCACGACCUUAGUUAAGGCUGUUUAAGUUAUUUGCACAAAUAAAAAAUAUAGAUUCUCAUAAUUCAUCUUUGUGGUUGAACUGAAGGCAGUGUUGGAAAUUAACAGUUCUUUUCUCUCAAAUUCUGUACUUUGGGACAAUGUCAAGGUACUUUACUUACUUAUUAAUUUACAUUUUAUGCUAUUUUUUAGUGCAAUUUUUUAUCUCACUACAUUUAUCUGACAGCUAUAGUGACAAGUUGCUUUUCAUACGAAGAUUUUAUAUAAAAGAAAGGAUGGUAACCUUAUAAAAUACAACACAUUGUUAAAUAUUAAUAUAGUUUUUUUCCAGUUAUUUUGGCUUGUGAGCUUUUACUUAAAGUCAGUGUCUAGUUGGUGCCUCUAUUUGAUUUAAAUAAGUAGAAAUACCUAAAUGUUAAAAAUACUUUGAAUUUUAAGUAUGAAAAUGAAAAGUACUCUUCAUGCAACAGAAUGAGACAUCUGUUAAAUUGUAACUGCACUCAAAUUGUUAAUAUAUAUUAUAUAAUUGGAUUUAUGGUAACACCUCAAAUUGACCAUCAUUAAUAAAUGGUUAAUUUUUAAUGUAAGUUAAAAGUUAACAAAUUUUUCACUGAUAACAAAUAAUGAAACUGUAAUAUAGUGUCGGGGAAGUAGGUUUAAAUAACUGUAGAGGUUGUCGUAUGCUGUAGAUUACCCAAUGAGGCAAACUGUAAUUUGUGAUAUUGGUAAUAAUAAUAAUGUAAGGGACAUUGUUCAUUAAUCAACAUGCAAACCCAUGUAAAUAAGUAAGCUAAAAGGCUUGGCAGUCCAUUUGCCUAAUGUUUGGCAUCCUAAAAUAAUAAAAUACUACAGUAUGUAUUGUAUACAAUAGUUAAGAAACAUACUAUAUCGUGGUAAAAAAUAGGAGAUGAUACAGGUAAAAUACUUUAAUUUUAAAGAUCUAUAAAAUAUCAUCAGUGUUGAAAUUGUUGGUCUGAACACUACAUUUACAUAAAAAAAUUACACUACACUACAUUUAAGAAAAACAUUUUUUUUGUUUAUUUAAAUGAUUUGUAAUGGAGUAUUUUUAUGUUGUUGUUUUGGUACUUUUACCACUGUUUGGAGGAUUGAUAGUUGAUGUGUGGACAAAGACAGCAGAAGCAUGAAAUGAAAGAGAGAUUUCCCCUGAUGCAGCUGUGUAAUGACGCUGAAAGCAGGUUAACACGAAUCACCAGCUUUAGUUUCCUGGAUAUAUUACCUCAGAUAUCAGCGACAGAAACAGCACCAGAGUGUUUGUUUUAGUGUUUUCACACCUUCGGUUUUAUGUGUAGGUGGUUCAGAUAUCUAUGCAUUUGUGUGUGCAGGACACUGUGUUUUUUCUCAUAUAUUACCAGCGAUUACCCAUCAGUCCUGGCGCUGCGGCUGAGAUGACAGCCCAGCGAGAGAGCUGCAGGAUGACACAAACACACAGCGAGACAGCCAGCGUGGCUGACCUGGGGGAAGCUGGGAUUGUGUGAUGGAGGAGCGAGGCAUGCAGCGUGAGGCCAAGUUAAACGAUCUCAGAGACGCUGGCUGUCCUCGGGGGGCUAAAUGGCCAUCUGUGAUCCUCCACACACAGGCUGGCUCAGCUCCCACCUUUAGUUUCUCCAUCUUUUCUAUUGGCCAGUUUGUUUGGGCCCAUACUUUACCUCAUCAGAUAGAUGAUUUAAGGCUAUGGUUUUAUUAUAACAACAGCUUAUUUUACUGUUAGUCCACUUUGUGAGGUUGGGAGGGCCUUGUCUCUCCUCAGCUCCCCUACCUCAACAGUGUGCGACACUAAUGUUAGCUUAGCAGAGGAGUCUGCAAAUGGCCGCUACCCAAAGUAGGGUUCAAGACUGAGUCCACAUAAGCACAAAAAUAAAGAGUUUUAUUUAAUAAUGAAAAAACUGACCAUGAGCUGGAUUUCUUGUUCUUGGAAGAAAUCUUAGCUUGCCUUUAUUUCCUUAGCUUGAUAUCUCAGUGGAAUGUUUAGUUAGUUGGCUUGCUUGCAAAAAUUAUUAACCAGCUAAUGUGAUCCAUGAUACUAACUUGUGUAUAAUGACAUAUGGUGUUGAUUUAAAGCAACAAUAAAUUAUGGUAAAGGUACAACAAGUGUAUAAAAAACAUUUUCUACUAGCUAAGAACACAAGACAGGGGUGACCAAAUAGCUAACUGUUACCUAAGCUAAGAUAAGAUAAGCCCGCAAGCUG